AUGGAUGAGCGGCAUCGUCCUUUACGUCGAAAUGACUUUGAAGUUGCAAUCAUUUGCACUUUACCACUGGAAGCAAACGCUGUGCUCUGCUCAUUAGACGAGAUCUGGCAUGAUGCUCUCAAUACCUAUGGCAGGGCUGUGGGCGAUAAUAACGCCUACGAUUUUGGAAGGUGUGGCAGACACAGCGUGGUUGUCGUUACCUUACCUGGAAUGGGAAAGGUAUCAGCAUCUACUGCAGCUGCUUGUCUCAGGAUGAGCUUCAGUUCAAUUAAGCUUGCCUUGCUCGUCGGAAUCUGCGGUGCAGUCCCCCGUACCGGCCGCACGGAGAUUAUCCUCGGCGACGUGGUUAUCAGCCAGAGCAUUAUUGAGUUGGAUCGUGGUCGCCAGUACCCCAACGGCUUCAGAAGAAAGGACACCAUCCUGGACUCUCACGGGCGUCCUAAUGAAGACAUCUUGGGGCUGCUGCAACGUUGGAAUGCAACCUUUCACCUGAAAAGUCUACAAAAGAAAACAACGGAAAAUCUCAAAGCCCUUUUACAGCACCCAUAUGCCGAGGCACGGUACCCCGGCGCAACUGAGGACAAGCUCUUUGAACGCGACUGUAUCCAUCAACACCAUUUCGGCUGCGGGGUCUGCAAUAUGUCAGCGGCACCAGACUCAGUAUGCGAAGCAGCUCUAACAGCUGCCUGUGAUGAGCUUCAAUGCGAUGAAAGCAGAUUAGUCCCGCGUACUCGGUUACUCGAAAGAGGUACAGACUGCGAGAUCCCGACUCCGCUAAUACACUUUGGCCUGAUUGGCACUGCGGACACGGUUCAGAAGUCAGCGGCGCACAGGGAUGAGCAUGCAGAGCUAGAGGGUGUGAUAGCGUUCGAGAUGGAAGGGGCUGGGGUCUGGAACAAGUUCAAUUGUCUGAUAAUCAAGGGCGUGUGUGACUACGCUGACAGUCAUAAGAACAAGAAAUGGCAGACCUAUGCAGCCGCAGUUGCUGCGUCAGUUGCAAAGGAGAUUUUGGCGCAGUACGUAUCACACGACCGGCCGUCACAGCCGGGAACGCCGAAUGGUAGAUCCGGAUAUUCUACACAACAUUCCGUGAUUUCUCGUGGUCGGUUAGCGCUUCAAGUAGUCCCCGACUGGUUACCCAAUGAUAUGUUUCACAGGGUCACCAAGCACUUUAAAGAGGGCCUACAAAAGGAGCAGUUGGACAGCUUCAAGCCCACAGACCUUCGUGCUUUGAAAAAAGAGCUGAAGAAGAUCCAGGAUGAACAGGGGCAAUCGCACUCACUGAGGAAUCUUCGGCGGAUUGAGCGCUUUAUUCAAGCCAAUGAGCAGAUUGGGACCGUGCUUGAGGAUAUCCUAGGUACUAGCGACGAGAUGUAUCUCAUUUGGGGGCCAGUAAAGGCCUUACUGCAGGUAGCAAAAAGUAACGUGGAACUAUUCGAUACGCUCCUGGCAGCCUACGAGAACAUUGGCAAUGAACUGCCAAAGCUUGGUGCUUACCGAGACUUGUUCAAGCAACAUGUGGGCUUGCAACGGGUACUAGCAAGAGUAUUUGCCCUCAUCCUGGAAUUUCAUGAGAAUGCGAUUAAAUUAUACUCCGGGAGAGCCCUAAGAACCGUAUUUCGACCACUCUGGAAGGACUUCGAAACAACACUAUUUGAUCUCAUAGUGCGUGAAACCGGCUCCCAUAAGAUAAUGAUUGAAGAUGAGAUAAUGGCCUUAUACAGCCACCCGGGACACUGUGUAAUGAAUGCGCAGGAAAUCCGAGACCACCUCGAGAGCACAAGCAACAACAUGCGCUUAUCCAAGCAGGAGCAUCAAAAGGCACGAGAGAAGAUGUACGAUGUGGUCAGAUGCUGGAUUGCAGGCGCUGCAGGGGUUUCAGGUGUCGAAGACGUUGCAGACGUCAUAGGUGCCGAGACCGAGAGUGAUCACAACAACAUCUGUCGUGACCGAAGCUUUUACCCCGGUAGCGGUAGCUGGAUUCUGGACAACGAGAAGGUCAAAAGAUGGCUAUCUCCGGAGCCGGAGCAGUCGUCCAACUCUAUGCUAUGGAUCAAUGGGCGUCCAGGGACAGGGAAAACCUAUUUAGCAUCGAUCAUAAUUGAGACUUCCUUGGAGGAUUCCUCGUCGGUCACAUGCUACUUUUACUGCAAGGAAAAGGUAAAGUCGAGAAACUCUGCGAUUGCAGUACUCCGUGGUAUUCUCUUGCAACUUGCACGUCAGCACCGCGAAUUGACCCCUUACUGCCAUGCAAAGAUCAAGAGUUCUGGUAGCCUCAUGUUGUCGGACCUAUCCACGGCAAGUGGUAUUCUGGAGGUAUUCUGUGAAAGGAUAUCUCGAUUGAAUGUGGUAAUAGACGGAAUUGACGAGUGUGAAGAGCAGAGAAAGGACUUGAUUGACAUAUUUAGAAUCUUGGUCAGGAAAAACGAAACCUACGCGAAAGGAAAACUUCGUGUCCUUUUUUUAAGUCGGCCCAUGAAUGAAGUCAAAAACGCCAUACCGGAGGCUGACAUGUUUGCUCUGGAACCGGACCACAACAGGCAAGACAUCCAAAGGUAUUGUGAACACAGGAAGCGCGAGUUUCAAAAGUUUGGGUUUACCAAUGAGUACCUCAAAGAUGUUGUGCAGAUUAUUUGUACAAGGGCCGAUGGGAUGUUCCUGUUUGCUAAGCUGGUCAUGAACAACUUGAAAGAACAACCAACGAGGGAAGACUUUCGUAUUGAGACCACCGCUGCGAUAUUGCCCAGUGAGAUCGACCAAGCAUAUGCCCGAAUCAUGGAGCGCCUCUCGCGUGACCUCGGUUCAAAACAAUAUGAAUAUACAGAAUUGUUGCUCGGCUGGUUAGUAUGCUCGAAGAGGCCUCUAAAGUGGACAGAAAUCCAAGUGGCGCUAUCCACCGAUAUUAAGACAUGGGGCCGCUCGAGUGAAGUGAAUCCGGACCGCAGACUGGAAGACGAUGUUCAAGAAUUGUGCGGAUCCCUGGUUCAGGUGCUCCAGGGCAACCGGGUCGAGCUUGUCCACAGCACCGCCAGACUGUUCAUAGUCCAGAAAAGCAAUAUACGGAUAUCUUCAGCGGAAUGUGACCUCGCCCUUCGCUGCCUGCGGUAUCUUAGUCUUGACAUCUUUAAGCCUGAUAUUUCCGCCCAAAGCCUCCGGGAGAAUGCUCUGAGUGGUGACUUUGGCUUCCAGGAUUAUGCGGUGUCAGCCUGGUUUCUGCAUAUAGGGACAUUGAUAGAGAAGAAACAUGAUGUCCUGGAAGGGAUCAUCGACAGCCAAGACCGGGUCGCAAGAAUAUCCCGAGAGCUCGAGCAUUUCGUGAGCUUCUAUCAAGCAAGCUUUCCACUGCACGACAACAACAUUCUGGAGCAAGCAUGGAUAGAUUGUGAAUUCUUCCAACAGUAUCCCUUUUAUAAUAACCUUGUCAGAAUCUGGAACCAUAUCUGCGGCGCCCAAAGGGGAGACUUGGAAUCGCGCAACGAUGUGAGCAUUCCUCUGCUUAGGAAAACGCUGGCUCGCAACCGGAAGCUGCUGGAAGACCUAAGCACAGAUGAUACAGUUGCUCUCUCCAGACUCUAUGAUGAAUACCCCUUCCGGUGCCCUAAGGUGCUGUGCUUUUAUUUCCACGAGGGUUUUAAGAAUGCGAUGGCCCGUGAUAACCAUGUCGAUCAUCACAACCGACCAUACCGUUGCACAGUAGAGAGCUGUACAAUGAACGGAAUGGGAUUUGCCGAAAAAAGCCGACUUACGGCACACACGAAGAGAUUUCAUCCCGAGGAGCGAGAUCUGGGCGAAACGUUCACACCUUACAACCGGGCGAGGCCAGUAGGCGCCCGAUAUGAAUGUCCUGUGUGCAAAAAACGCCUCGUGAGAAAGAAUAUUUUGGAGGACCACCAGAGAAUUCAUACCGGUGAGAAACCAUUUCGUUGUUCUGAGUGUGGGAAGGGGUUUGCUAGGAAUUAUGACAAGAAACGACAUGAGAAAACCCACGAGAGACGACGAAGAUAG
Molecule: messenger RNA, 4005 nt
Organism: Aspergillus caelatus
Lineage: Eukaryota; Fungi; Ascomycota; Eurotiomycetes; Eurotiales; Aspergillaceae
Exons: 8
Coding region: 1-4005 (1334 amino acids)
Biological process (GO): nucleoside metabolic process
Molecular function (GO): catalytic activity
Source: RefSeq, a predicted model, not a curated record